GCCUUAUCCCAGUCUUACACGGUUGUUGUAAACAAUAUGGCGGGAGGUAUGUAGAAAUAGAUGCUCUGAUACUACAUCAUUACAACCAUUCCUUUUUAUUUCCUUACUGUAAAUAUAACCAAAAAUAACACAAUGAGUCGCGGUUGUCACAUUUAUUUUGAAAAAACCGGCCAAGCACCAUCACCAAGCAAAGAUUUUCAUCAGUUGAUCGUACAGGAUCACGAAGUCAUCUGGAGAACUUGGAAGAUUUCUCUCCGUAAAGACCUGAAAGCUAUUCCUCCAAGCCAAARGAAAGUUCCCUGGGAGGACUUUGACUAUGAUGACAUCACCCAGUCGGAUAUUUCAAGAGUGUUUGGUGAGGAUGCUCUUCGACUUGUUCACGCUUUGGUCUGUGGAGACUGGCUUGUACGACUUCCUUCCAGUGUUGUUGUUCACAUUGYUAGCCAUCUCGACCUUGUUGACAUAGCGCGCCUUGGUGCCGUUUGUAAGUUUUUGAGGAAGAUUUGCUCUGGCGAUGAGCUCUGGGAAAAAAUUUAUCGUCAUCAUUGUGAUACCGUGACAGAAGAAAUUGAAGAACUUGCAGCAGAAGUUGGAUGGAAAAAGACAUUUUUCACUAACAAGUUACAGUUGCAAGUUCAAGUAAGGAGAAGAAAGGAGAGAAAUAGCGCCGACCUAAAGCAAAAGGCGUCUGAUUUGGCACAUAAGAACGAGCCAAAAAGUGUUGGCAGUACUGCUUUUCUAACACAAGAAAAUGGGAACUGAAAAAACACCAACCCUCAGGUCACUGKGGUCGCUGUGCAUUGUUUUCUCCUAGUAGCAUUAACCUUACAUCAAUUUCCAUAUUCUGAGCAAGCUCACAAAGUCAGUAAUUAGGUCAAUAUCCUUAUAUUAGAAAUGUGACAGGAAAAAAACCCUUAAAGGGUACAAUUUGAUAAUACUCUCCCUAUGGCAUGAGCUAAAUCAACUGUCGGUUUGUGUUAAAGUGUUUUAAAAAGCAGUCACCCCUGUGUUGUCACAUAAUCCUACAACCCACAGGGGUGGCUGAUAGGUAAUUACAACAGACGAAAAGACAAAAGGCUCAGGUUUGAACCCUACUGGCCAUUUAUCUUGACAUGAUUUCUUGGUUCAGUAGAUUUAAAAGUCCAGUGUAAUGGAAGUGUGGGAUGAGUGCASUAUCUAUAUACUCUUGAACUUGAGUUUGAUAUACGUGUAUAACACUUGAAUACAUAAUAACUACAAGGGUAAUAUAAGAGAUAAAGCCCUUGAAAUAACAAAGAAUACCAACUCAAUUAUGUAAUAAAUAGUAUAAUUGCCCCAAUGGAGUAUACUGACCCCCACUGUAAUAAUAUCAGCAUGUUCUAACAUAGUGGUGAAUGAACUAUCAAUUUGCAUUACCAGGUUUUUCACAAAUGGAGAUGCUUUGCUAGCAUGGCUUGUUUAUUAACGAUUUUUUUUGAAAGGCACUGUAGUACUUGGAUUUGGUCAGAACUCGGGUUUAGAGYGAAAAGUGUGAAAUGUUGAUAAAGACUGCUUGGCAUAAUUUUUUGUUUUUGUUUUGUAUUUGCUUUUUUGAUAUUGUGUACAUUAUCAAUAAAAUAAUGAACUUACUAAUCAAACAA
Molecule: messenger RNA, 1619 nt
Organism: Exaiptasia diaphana
Lineage: Eukaryota; Metazoa; Cnidaria; Anthozoa; Actiniaria; Aiptasiidae
Product: F-box only protein 36-like
Exons: 1
Coding region: 133-762 (209 amino acids)
Molecular function (GO): protein binding
Source: RefSeq, a predicted model, not a curated record